Molecule: messenger RNA, 999 nt
Organism: Mercurialis annua (annual mercury)
Lineage: Eukaryota; Viridiplantae; Streptophyta; Magnoliopsida; Malpighiales; Euphorbiaceae
Exons: 3
Coding region: 1-999 (332 amino acids)
Source: RefSeq, a predicted model, not a curated record
AUGCCUCGCCCUUCAUACAUGAAGCCAUAUCCAGAUUGGAUCGACAAAUUGUACCCUUUCCCAAGGGGAUACAAGGUUCCAGAAUUCAGCCUCUUCUCUGGAGAAGAGCGAGGACAAUCGACGAUUGAGCACGUUGCUCGGUUCUUGGCCCAAUGCGACGAAGCAGCAGCUCAUGACUUCUGGAAACUCAGGUUGUUCGUAAGUUCAUUGACGAAAAUGGCUUUCACCUGGUAUUCAAGGUUAACACCGAAAUCUAUUGAGACCUGGAAGGAUUUGGAAAUCCUCUUCCACGAGGAGUUUUACAGGGCACCUCUUGAUGUCACCCUCGCUGACUUAGCUCGUAUAUCCCAGCUACCAAGUAAAUCAGCGGAGAAGUACAUCGACCGAUUCAUAAACCUAAGAAGAAGGUGUUCAACAAAGAUGUCUGAGGCCGAUUGCGUUCUAAUGGUGGUUAGAGGAAUGAGCUUCGCCAUGAGGGAACAUUUCGAAGGUCACCGAUUCUGGGACCUAUUUGAAUUGACGAAUAGAGUGAAGAGCUAUGAAAGCUUCUCGAGGAAAAAGAGUAGAGGCGAGGAGCUUCCAAAGAUCACCCUCAGUGAAGGCCACGUGAUCCCACCGCCAGAAAAAAUGGUCGGAAAGGAUUACUACAAAUACCACAACUCUUGGAGGCACAGUACGGACAACUGCGUAAAUUUCAGGAACGUAAUCCAGAAGGCGAUAAAUGAGGGAGAACUCUUGUUCCCGGCCAAGAAGGAGGCUGACGCAAAGUACAUCCAGAGUAAGUGGAGCCCCAGAAAACCUAAACUCAAGGUAGAGACGGAUGGGUCUAAGUGGCAAGCGGAAAAGGGGCGACCUCAACAGCAAAAGAGGAAACGUAAUAGUUCUCCCACAGCAGAAGUCACGUGUCCAUCAUGCAGUACUUGUUUCGCCGCCAAGAGGGCCGAGAAAGUAAGGGAACCCCCCAAGACAUUCAAGCCCAAGUCGCCUACUGAGCAGUGA